Molecule: messenger RNA, 10679 nt
Organism: Scleropages formosus (Asian bonytongue)
Lineage: Eukaryota; Metazoa; Chordata; Actinopteri; Osteoglossiformes; Osteoglossidae
Gene: prx
Product: periaxin
Exons: 4
Coding region: 65-9877 (3270 amino acids)
Biological process (GO): regulation of RNA splicing; peripheral nervous system myelin maintenance
Cellular component (GO): cytoplasm; nucleus
Molecular function (GO): protein binding
Source: RefSeq, a predicted model, not a curated record
GAAGGAGAAGCUACAUGAAGAGUUGAAGAAGGUGCUGAGUCUGAAGCGAAGCUGUCUGAAAGAAAUGUCUCAUUCUUCCCAAGGAGCCAUGAGUCCCCCAGUGCAGGAGGAGGCCCCCACCACAGAAUUGGUGGAGGUUGUCAUGGAGACAGAGGCAGAAGCUGGGGCUAGUGGCUACAGUGUCACAGGAGGAGGGGAGCGAGGUAUUUUUGUCAAAGAAGUACUGAAGGACUCGCCUGCAGCAAAACACCUAAGCCUGCAGAAAGGAGAUCAGUUACUUAGUGCCAGAGUAUACUUUGAUAAUGUGAAGUAUGAAGAUGCCCUAAAGAUCCUGCAAUGUGCUGAACCUUAUAAGGUCUCCUUUUUACUAAAGAGGACAGUACCAGGCACUGAUGUCAGCGUGCACCCAGGGGCUGCUCAUUUUGACCUGAAGGGACCCAAAGCCAAAAUGCCUAAAAUGAGCGUCAAAAGCAUUAAACCUUUCAAGGCUAAGAAAAAGAGAGGAGGAAGGUUUGGCUUGAAAAGACUGAAAGAAAACAAAAAAGCAACAGCUGCAGCAGAGAUGGGAAAAGAAAUGUCCUCAGAAAAAUUGGAGUACAGCCCUAUGGAUGUGGAAUUUGCCCUACCAAAGUUUCACAAGCUGAAAAAGGGUGGAAAAAUUCCUGUAGAAGGUGGUUUGCAUUUCACAGGAUUUAAGCUAUCAGAAGAAGUAUCAAUGACAGGUAGGAAGAAAGGAAAGAUAAGGUUCCCUAAAAAGAAAGUGAAAGGAGCUGUAGGGGAUGUUAAUGUGGACUCAGCAAAGCCAGAGGGACAGGUGAAUCUCACUCCUUCAGGAGGCAGUAAGGAGGCAAAGGUAUCUGAAGUGGUCAAGGCCAAAGGGAAGCCACCGGAAUUUGGGAUGGCUUUUAGUAAAACUAAGAAAACUAAAGCCAUCUCACCUGAAACAAAUGUGGAGCUAAAACCACCUCAGCCAAAACUCAGACCCCCCUCAGUGGAAUUUGAUUUUUCCUUACCGUCUAGUAAAAAAGACACUGGUUUUGGUGGUCCAACUGCAGAAGGUGAACUUGGUCUGCACCUGCCGAAAGGCAAAGGAAAAGCUGAAGGUGAAGUGGAAAAAACUGGAGAAAGUCAUGGCAACAAGGAGAAACUAGAUUUUAAACUAAAAAUGCCAAAGAUAUCCAUGCCAACGUUUGGAGUAAAAGGGAAUGUUGAAGGACCGGACACUGACAUCAGGAUUUCAGCCCCUAGUACUGAAGUUAAAGGCUCAGCUGUAGAUAUUAAAACCAAAGACAGCAAUGAAAAGAGUGUUGAUUUCAAAGGUACAAAAAUAAGCAUGCCUAAUAUAGGUAUUUCAUUGCCAAAACUGACACAUGGAUUAGAAACUGAAGUUCCAGAUGAAAUUGAUGGACCGAAAAGCUCUUUUCCAAAAGUUGACAUUCCGUUGCCAAAAAAUGGAUCUCCUAAUGUAGAUGAAGAAGGAAAAACGGGUAAAUUUAAAAUACCUGGAGUUGAUGUGUCACUUCCCAAAAUAAAAUCACCAGAAGUAGAUGCUGAAGUUGAAGGACUUCAUGGAAAAGGUGGGAAGCUGAAAAUGCCCACAAUUGAUGUUUCACUACCAAGAGUGAAGUCACCAGAAGUAGACGUGGAAGUUGAAGGACAUGCUGGUAAAGGUGGGAAAUUCAAAAUGCCCACAAUUGAUGUUUCACUCCCAAAAGUAAAAUCACCAGAACUAGACGUGGAAGUUGAAGGACAUGCUGGUAAAGAUGGGAAAUUUAAAAUGCCUGCUUUUGAUGUGUCACUUCCCAAAAUAAAGUCACCAGAAGUAGAUGUUGAAGUUGAAGGACUUCAUGGAAAAGGUGGGAAGUUCAAAAUGCCCACAAUUGAUGUUUCACUGCCAAAAGUGAAGUCACCAGAUCUAGAGAUGGAUGUUGAAGGACUUUCUGAUAAAGAUGGGAAAUUUAAAAUGCCUGCUUUUGAUGUGUCACUUCCCAAAAUAAAGUCACCAGAAGUAGAUGUUGAAGUUGAAGGACUUCAUGGAAAAGGCGGGAAGUUGAAAAUGCCCACAAUUGAUGUUUCACUGCCAAAAGUAAAAUCACCAGAAGUAGACGUGGAAGUUGAAGGAGAUGCUGGCAAAGGUGGGAAAUUUAAAAUCCCUACUUUUGAUGUGUCACUUCCCCAAAUGAAGUCACCAGAACUGGAGGUGGAUGUUGAAGGACGUGCUGGUAAAGAUGGGAAAUUUAAAAUGCCAACUUUUGAUGUGUCUCUCCCCAAAAUAAAGUCACCAGAACUAGACGUGGAUGUUGAAGGACAUGCUGAAAAGGGUGGGAAAUUUAAAAUGCCCACAAUUGAUGUUUCACUACCAAAAGUGAAGUCACCAGAAAUAGACGUGGAAGUGGAAGGACAUGUUGGUAAAGGUGGGAAGUUGAAAAUGCCCACAAUUGAUGUUUCACUGCCAAAAGUAAAAUCACCAGAACUAGACGUGGAAGUUGAAGGAGAUGCUGGCAAAGGUGGGAAAUUUAAAAUGCCUACUUUUGAUGUGUCUCUUCCCAAAAUGAAGUCACCAGAACUGGAGGUGGAUGUUGAAGGACGUGCUGGCAAAGGUGGGAAAUUUAAAAUCCCUACUUUUGAUGUGUCACUUCCCAAAAUGAAGUCACCAGAACUGGAGGUGGAUGUUGAAGGACGUGCUGGUAAGGAUGGGAAAUUUAAAAUGCCAACUUUUGAUGUGUCUCUCCCCAAAAUAAAGUCACCAGAACUAGAGGUGGAUGUAGAAGGAGAUGCUGAAAAGAGUGGGAAAUUUAAAAUGCCCACAAUUGAUGUUUCACUACCAAAAGUGAAGUCACCAGAAAUAGACGUGGAAGUGGAAGGACAUGCUGGUAAAGGCGGGAAGUUGAAAAUGCCCACAAUUGAUGUUUCACUGCCAAAAGUAAAAUCACCAGAAGUAGACGUGGAAGUUGAAGGAGAUGCUGGCAAAGGUGGGAAAUUUAAAAUCCCUACUUUUGAUGUGUCACUUCCCCAAAUGAAGUCACCAGAACUGAAGGUGGAUGUUGAAGGACGUGCUGGUAAAGAUGGGAAAUUUAAAAUGCCAACUUUUGAUGUGUCUCUCCCCAAAAUAAAGUCACCAGAACUAGACGUGGAAGUGGAAGGACAUGCUGGUAAAGGUGGGAAGUUGAAAAUGCCCACAAUUGAUGUUUCAUUGCCAAAAGUAAAAUCACCAGAAGUAGACGUGGAAGUUGAAGGAGAUGCUGGCAAAGGUGGGAAAUUUAAAAUGCCUACUUUUGAUGUGUCUCUUCCCAAAAUGAAGUCACCAGAACUGGAGGUGGAUGUUGAAGGACGUGCUGGCAAAGGUGGGAAAUUUAAAAUCCCUACUUUUGAUGUGUCACUUCCCAAAAUGAAGUCACCAGAACUGGAGGUGGAUGUUGAAGGAAUUCCUGGUAAGGAUGGGAAAUUUAAAAUGCCAACUUUUGAUGUGUCUCUCCCCAAAAUAAAGUCACCAGAACUAGAGGUGGAUGUUGAAGGACAUGCUGAAAAGAGUGGGAAAUUUAAAAUGCCCACAAUUGAUGUUUCACUACCAAAAGUGAAGUCACCAGAAAUAGACGUGGAAGUGGAAGGACAUGCUGGUAAAGGUGGGAAGUUGAAAAUGCCCACAAUUGAUGUUUCACUACCAAAAGUAAAAUCACCAGAACUGGAGGUGGAAGUUGAAGGACAUGCUGGCAAAGGUGGCAAAUUUAAAAUCCCUACUUUUGAUGUGUCACUUCCCAAAAUGAAGUCACCAGAACUAGACGUGGAUGUUGAAGGACAUGCUGGUAAAGGUGGAAAAUUUAAAAUGCCGACCUUUGAUGUGUCUCUCCCCAAAAUAAAGUCCCCAGAACUAGACGUGGAUGUUGAAGGACUUCCUGGUAAAGGUGGGAAGCUGAAAAUGCCCACAAUUGAUGUUUCAUUGCCAAAAGUAAAAUCACCAGAACUAGACGUGGAAGUUGAAGGAGAUGCUGGCAAAGGUGGCAAAUUUAAAAUCCCUACUUUUGAUGUGUCACUUCCCAAAAUAAAGUCACCAGAACUAGACGUGGAUGUUGAAGGACAUGCUGAAAAGGGUGGGAAAUUUAAAAUGCCCACAAUUGAUGUUUCACUACCAAAAGUAAAAUCACCAGAACUAGACGUGGAUGUUGAAGGACGUGCUGGUAAAGGUGGCAAAUUUAAAAUGCCAACUUUUGAUGUGUCACUUCCCAAAAUAAAGUCACCAGAACUAGACGUGGAUGUUGAAGGACAUGCUGAAAAGGGUGGGAAAUUUAAAAUGCCCACAAUUGAUGUUUCACUACCAAAAGUAAAAUCACCAGAAGUAGACGUGGAAGUUGAAGGAGAUGCUGGCAAAGGUGGAAAAUUUAAAAUCCCUACUUUUGAUGUGUCUCUUCCCAAAAUGAAGUCACCAGAACUGGAGGUGGAUGUUGAAGGACGUGCUAGUAAAGGUACGAAAUUUAAAAUGCCGACCUUUGAUGUGUCGCUUCCCAAAAUAAAGCCACCAGAACUAGACGUGGAUGUUGAAGGACAUGCUGGUAAAGGUGGAAAAUUUAAAAUACCGACUUUUGAUGUGUCGCUUCCCAAAAUGAAGUCACCAGAACUAGAGGUGGAAGUUGAAGGACAUGUUGGUAAAGGUGGGAAGCUCAAAAUGCCCUCAGUUGAUGUUUCACUGCCAAAGAUGAAGUCACCAGAACUUGACGUAGAUGUUGAAGGACUUCCUGAUAAAGAUGGGAAAUUCAAAAUGCCCACAAUUGAUGCUUCGCUACCAAAAGUGAAGUCACCAGAAAUAGACGUGGAAGCGGAAGGACAUGCUGGUAAAGGCGGGAAGUUGAAAAUGCCUACAAUUGAUGUUUCGCUACCAAAAGUAAAAUCACCAGAACUAGAGGUGGAAGUUGAAGGACAUGCUGGCAAAGGUGGGAAAUUUAAAAUGCCUACUUUUGAUGUGUCACUUCCCAAAAUGAAGUCACCAGAACUGGAGGUGGAUGUUGAAGGACUUCCUGGUAAAGGUGGGAAGUUGAAAAUGCCCACAAUUGAUGUUUCACUACCAAAAGUGAAGUCACCAGAAAUAGACGUGGAAGUGGAAGGACAUGCUGGUAAAGGCGGGAAGUUGAAAAUGCCCACAAUUGAUGUUUCACUGCCAAAAGUAAAAUCACCAGAACUAGACGUGGAAGUUGAAGGACAUGCUGGCAAAGGUGGGAAAUUUAAAAUGCCGACCUUUGAUGUGUCACUUCCCAAAAUGAAGUCACCAGAACUGGAGGUGGAUGUUGAAGGACGUGCUGGUAAAGAUGGGAAAUUUAAAAUGCCAACUUUUGAUGUGUCUCUCCCCAAAAUAAAGUCACCAGAACUAGACAUGGAUGUUGAAGGACAUGCUGAAAAGGGUGGGAAAUUUAAAAUGCCCACAAUUGAUGUUUCACUGCCAAAAGUAAAAUCACCAGAAGUAGAGGUGGAAGUUGAAGGAGAUGCUGGCAAAGGUGGAAAAUUUAAAAUCCCUACUUUUGAUGUGUCUCUUCCCAAAAUGAAGUCACCAGAACUGGAUGUGGAUGUUGAAGGACGUGCUAGUAAAGGUACGAAAUUUAAAAUGCCAACUUUUGAUGUGUCUCUCCCCAAAAUAAAGCCACCAGAAAUAGACGUGGAAGUGGAAGGACAUGCUGGUAAAGGCGGGAAGUUGAAAAUGCCCACAAUUGAUGUUUCACUGCCAAAAGUAAAAUCACCAGAACUAGACGUGGAAGUUGAAGGACAUGCUGGCAAAGGUGGGAAAUUUAAAAUGCCGACCUUUGAUGUGUCACUUCCCAAAAUGAAGUCACCAGAACUGGAGGUGGAUGUUGAAGGACGUGCUGGUAAAGAUGGGAAAUUUAAAAUGCCAACUUUUGAUGUGUCUCUCCCCAAAAUAAAGUCACCAGAACUAGACAUGGAUGUUGAAGGACAUGCUGAAAAGGGUGGGAAAUUUAAAAUGCCCACAAUUGAUGUUUCACUGCCAAAAGUAAAAUCACCAGAAGUAGAGGUGGAAGUUGAAGGAGAUGCUGGCAAAGGUGGAAAAUUUAAAAUCCCUACUUUUGAUGUGUCUCUUCCCAAAAUGAAGUCACCAGAACUGGAUGUGGAUGUUGAAGGACGUGCUAGUAAAGGUACGAAAUUUAAAAUGCCAACUUUUGAUGUGUCUCUCCCCAAAAUAAAGCCACCAGAACUAGACGUGGAUGUUGAAGGACAUGCUGGUAAAGGUGGGAAAUUCAAAAUGCCCACAAUUGAUGUUUCACUCCCAAAAGUAAAAUCACCAGAACUAGACGUGGAAGUUGAAGGACAUGCUGGUAAAGAUGGGAAAUUUAAAAUGCCUGCUUUUGAUGUGUCACUUCCCAAAAUAAAGUCACCAGAAGUAGAUGUUGAAGUUGAAGGACUUCAUGGAAAAGGUGGGAAGUUCAAAAUGCCCACAAUUGAUGUUUCACUACCAAAAGUGAAGUCACCAGAUCUAGAGAUGGAUGUUGAAGGACUUUCUGAUAAAGAUGGGAAAUUUAAAAUCCCCACAGUUGAUGUUUCACUCCCAACAGUAAAGCCACCAGAACUAGAGGUGGAUGUUGAAGGACAUGCUGUUAAAGGUGGGAAAUUUAAAAUGCCUUCUUUUGAUGUGUCACUUCCCAAAAUAAAGUCACCAGAACCUGACCUGGAUAUUGAAGGACAUGCUGGAAAAGGUGGGAAAAUCAAAAUGCCCACAAUUGAUGUUUCAUUACCAAAAGUGAUGCCAGCAGAAGUAGAUGUAGAUGAAGGACAUGCUGGUAAAGAUGUCCUUUUCCAAUUUCCUAAAUCAUCAUUCGGAAUCACAUUUGGCAAAGGAAAUCUUCCGGAUGCUAAUAUUUCUUUGUCUAAAAGUAAAAGAGAUGUCACCCCACCUAAAGUUGAACCACCAAAAUCCAAAUUCAAAAUUAAGGGCCCUGAAUUUGGAACUCAGGAAGACCAUACAAAAUUGAAGAUUCCAACAAUAAACAUGCCAGCACUUGAUAUAUCAACUCCAAAACUACCAGAAAUUGAUCUAAAUAUCAAAAUGCCAAAAAGCAAAUCUGAAGCAUCCAGUGACAUAAAUGUUGGCGACCACAAAACUGAGUGGAGUGAAAAGGUCCCAAGUAUUGAAAUAAAAAUGCCUAAACCACUCACUUUGGAAAAAGAGAAAGGAAUUGAAAUUAAAUCUUCAGAGGCACAUAUUGAAAGUGCAGGUUCUCAAAAAGGACCCUUUAAAUUAGACCUAGACUUUGGAUUUUCAAAAGGAAAAGGAGAUGACAGAGAAGAAAUAGAACUACUUAAAGCAGAAGGUGGUAGGCCAUCUUCAUCAUCAAGUUCAGAUGCAUCUCUAAAAAUGCCAAAGUUUUUUCUUCCAAAAUUUGGAGGCAAAUCAAAAAGUGCAGACUUUGAAGGGGGAGGAAGAAUAAGAAUCAGUCCAUCUCGUGAAGUAUACAAAACAUCUUCAGCUGAUGCAGGUGAAGUAAAAGGUAAAGUGAAGGUGCCAAAAAUUAAAAUGCCAGUUUUUGGACCAAAGACAGAGGGAGAAGUCACAGUAGAUGGUACUGAGGUGGAUGCAAAAGUAAAAAAAGGAAAAGUGGAAAUUAAAAGGUCUGAAAAUUCUUUAGACAGCCACGGAGACAAAACAAAAUAUAAACUGAAAAUACCAAAGUUCUCAAUGCCUAAGUUAGGUUCUAAAGAAAGUGGACUGGAUGUUAGUGGAGUCAACAUAGAAUGUGAUCCAAAACCUAGAGUCAAAAUGCCAUCCGUUGAGAUUUCUUUACCAGCAUCAAAGGAACCAGAAGGAGAAGUGCUGCUUCCCAAAGCAGAAGUUGAUGUCUCUGAAGCUGAUAUCAGAAGCUAUGAAGGAAACCUGAAAAUUCCCAAGCUGCCAACUAUUGGCAUAUCGGCUCCAACAAUUAGUCUUGGUGUAGGCCUUCCAACUGAAAAGUAUGAUGUGUCAUUUGAUUCUGGCAGAAAUCAAAAUUCUGAAAGUAAUGGAAAUUUUGAAAGACAUGACUUUAAGAUGAAGAUGCCAAAAGUAACCUUAGUAGACAUAACAGUUCCAAAAAGUACAGUGGAGGACAUUGAUUCACUAAACGUAAAGACUGAGGAUGAAAGAAAAUUUAAACCACCCAAAAUGAAAAUUCCAAAGGUAGAUAUAUCAGUUCCUAAAGGAUCACCAGAGGAUGCUGAUACCCCAAUUACAGAACCAGAAGAUGGUACAUUUGCAAUGCCCAAACUCAAAAUUCCCAAAGUAGACAUAUCUAUUCCAAAAGCCAAAAUGGAGGACACGGAUGCUCUGGAUGCUGAAAUAGAUGAGGAUGGUAAAUUUAAAAUGCCCAAAAUCAAAAUCCCAAAAGUAGAUUUAUCACUUUCAAAAGGAAAUGAAGAUGAUCCUGAAACGUCAAGUAAAGAAGAGGUGGCAGAAGGAGAGGGAAAGUUUAAACUUCCAUCAUUUGGUUUGCCAAAGAUUUCUGCUCCAGACCUUCAUCUUGACCUGACUACAGAAAAACCAAAGUAUGACCCUGUAAUUAAGAAGAAAAAACAAAAAACUGAAACAGCUGGCCAGGAUGUUCAGGCAGAGCAUCCAAAAAUGAAAAUUCCAACAUUAGACAUCCACGUUCCAAAAGGAGAUGUUAAGUUGGAUAUAAGUUUACCAAAAGCUGAUAAGGAAAAAGAAAAGAUUGAGAUCCCUGAUGCAGAAACUUUGGGAGUUAAGGAGAAAGUAAAAGGGCCAAAGAUUAAAGGCACAAAGUUCAAAAUUGAAAUGCCGAAGUUAAAGGUUGGAGGAAAUGCUACACUGAACACAGAGAAGAAAAGUCUUGGAGAAGAUGAGAUGGGGAGUCCAUUUGAAAUGAAAAAAAACAAAUUCAGAAAAGACCCUAAAGAAGUUCCUGAAGAUGACAGGGAAGGGGUGGACAGAAAGUUCCAAAUACCAAAAAUUACACUUCCAGAGGUGGAAUUUUCAGUGUCCAAAGGAGGAUCUACUGACAUCCCUGAUGCUCAGCUGCAUGACACAGAAACCAAAUCACCAAAGUGUAAAAUUCCUGAGUUAGAGAUCUCAGGUCCAAAGAUAUAUGGCUAUGAUGAGGGUAAGACUGAAGGAACCACACCAGCUGAAGACACAGAGGGAGACAUUGAAAAGAGAAAUAAAAUCAAAAUACCGAAGUUUGAGGUCUCCCUCCCUGCUAUCACCCCACCAAAUACUACUGCAGUACUUGAAGCAUCAGAUGUAAAACCAGAAAGAUCUAAACCAAAAACACCCGAAAUUCCUCUAGCUUCUUCAAAAACUAGAAUUCAGCAUGAGGUACCCAAGAUACCUAAAGUGAAGAAAGCAGUAUUCGUUCUAGUUAAUCCUAAGUCUGAUAUAUCAGCCAUACCAGGCAGUUCCUCUGGAGAAGAGGCUGCUGAAGCCAAAAUAAAAGUGCCAAAGAUCAAAAUGAAGCCAAGCUUUGGGAAAUCUAAUUCAAAAGAAAAGGGAGCAGCUCCAGUAAAUGGACAUGAAAAUGGGGAAAACAGAAAUAUAAAAUUAACAGGAGGUAAACAGAACACUAAAACUGAAAAUGGAUCCAAGGAAGAAACAGCUAAAUUUGGGAAACUUAAGAUGCCAAAGGUUGAGUUCUCAUCUCCAUAUUCUAAAUGGAGUACUGGAGAGGAGGAAGCCGAGAUGAGCAUGAAACUGAUGAAAAAAGAAGAAACUGCAGGUGAUGACAAAGAAAGCAAGAUCAAAAUCAAGGCACCUAAUGUCACCUUUUCCAGCUUAACCAAAAAAGUAGGGAAAGGUGAGGGUGAAAAGACUGAGUCCGUGGUGUCGUCUAGAGCCCGGACAGAGAUGCUGAAGGAACGCCAGGGGUCAGAAUCCCCCAGCCCAAAGGUAUAAACUGGCUUUAUCUCUGUGAGGCACCAGAGACAGGCUGAGGCUUCUACAGUGGUUGGUAAAGAUGGGAAGCAUGGCAAGGACAGCAAAUAGGAAACAGAUACUAAAGGAAAACACUCUCCGUUUAUUGGUCCUAAAUUCUUUUUGAAUCCCCUGUUCACCACAGACUUUCACAUCAAAUCAGUGAAUUUUCCCAUGAGACACAGGUUCCCACUUCAGUGCUCUAACAGGGAUAAGUCUGCAAGAAGUUUCAAAAUCGAGAUAGCAGAAACCUGAUUCCGCACCCAUGCGAUCCUAGACCGGCACAGUACACCAGCGGGGGGAGUGAUACUGGGCGAGGGUCACUUCAUUAUUAUGUUGUCGCCAUCUGUAACUGCUAAAAGCCACAGUUAACACUCGUGGAGUUAGUACUUACAGAGGCAUUUCAUGUGUAUUUUUUAUUGAAGUCUAUUUUCAUCCUUUCCUCCUCCUUAUUUAACCCUGUUAAAUGCAAAACAAUUUAGUUGUUUCUUUUAAAAUUUGCAUUGGUUUACAUAGCUUUUACUGGCUUUAUUUUGAAGAACCUUUUCACUUAAGUAUGAACAAACACAUGGUGCAAAGGGGGCAAGUUUUGUAAGUACACUGUAUGUGAUGCACCCGAACAUUGUGAUUAUUAUAUGUUAAACUAACUUUUGGAUAUGCUGUUGGCAAAAACAGUUUGAUGUUCAGAAUAAUAAUGUAAAUAAAAUAAAACUAAGAGCUUUUAUUUUGAAUUCUGAAUUUUAAAGCUGUUCAUACAAUGCAUUCACAACUAUAAAUGUCUGCU